CACAAAAAUAAAACAAAUAAAACACAAAAGACGAACACUUGCCACAAAAAAAAAAAAAAACAGAAAAACUUAAAAGAGUGGAGACAGGAGGAGGAACAGCAGCACACUUGAUACUGCAGCAGAACUCUCUGGGAAGGGCAGUUAACUCUUUUAUGACUGCUGCAAGCAUCUGCAUCCCCAGCACGCUGCGAUCCAAUCACUUACAGCUCCUUCCCUGCAGCUUUAGCCUUAGAUUCUUUGAAGAAUUACCAUUAUCCUUUGAAUUAGUAGAACUGCAUAUACCGACAUGUACCAGAACCAGUUCAUCUACUCGCGCGAAAGGCGUCGCUUUGGGCGCCAGUGCCGGUUUCAGGAUCGCAAUGAGCUGAUGGUCAGUGUGCAUCCCAGUGGCCGCCAGCGUCUGAAGUACAUCAUGCGCAACCCGUCCGUGCAGGCCACCCAGCUGAGCCGCCAGAUGGCGCUGACCAUCAUGGAGACGGAGAACGUGACCCUCGACCAGCACGGAAUGUACCACUACGAGGGCGGUUGGCCCAAGGAGGUUAACACCAAUGACGAGGAGCAGACGCUGCGCCAUCGCAAGAAGGUGGAGCGCGAAGAUAGCUGGGGCGAGCAGGUCCUGGAUAUGAUACGCACCACGAUGGCGGUGGCGGAGCAGAACAAUACCCUCAAUAUCUACCAGAAUUUCUUCGCUGAUCUGCCGGCGGAGUUGGGUCACGACAUACGGAUGAGGUUUCGCGCCCGGGUGGCCAAUGUGUUCCAUGAUCUUUGGCUGCCAGGGCGACAAUUAAGGUCCAUUGAGUGGAUGCCCAACAAUAGCCGCCAGUUUAUGACCCAGUAUAGCAAUCAAUUUGUGAAGGGAGAGCGACUCCGUUCCGUUUUGGAUGAGCCGGUUGGCGGGACAAAUGGCUUCUUUGUGUGGGAUGUGAAGAAUCCGCUCAAGCCGAGGAUCUCCUACGACAGCAAGCAGCCGGUGUCGCUGGCCAAGAUCUGUCCCAAGGAUGAGAACAACAUGGUGGGUGGCACGGGCCUGGGGCAGGUGUGUCUGUGGAGCACCUUCAAGGGCGGACUCACCGUGCGGCAUUGCCCCUUGGAGGUGUCCCACAGGGAGACCACCUCGGCCCUCUGCUGGGUCCAUUCCAAAUCCAAUACAGAGUUCUAUUCGGGCUCCCUGGAUGGCUCCAUCAAGUACUGGGACACAAGGGAUCUCAAGAUGCCCAUGCAGGAGCUGCUCCUCGAACCGGAACCGCAGGAGCGCCAGUCACGAAUGGAUUCGCAUGGAGUGACAGUGCUGGAGUUCGAAUACACCAUCCCCGUGCGUUUCAUCAUCGGCAGCGAUAUGGGUCACGUUUUCGUGGGCAAUCGCAAGGGUAUGACUCCGACGGAAACCCUUCUGGCUCACUAUCAACUUUUCGUCGGACCCGUGCGCACCAUCAAUCGCAAUCCGUUCUUCGUCAAGAACUUCCUGGUCACGGGCGAUUGGCGGGCGAGGAUUUGGUCGGAGGAGGUCAAGGAUAGUCCGUCCACCAUGUAUUUCCGUAAGAGUGCACAGAUUGUUUGCGGCGCUUGGAGCACGGGUCGCUGCUCCCUAUUCGUCACUGGCGAUAUCAAUGGCGUGGUGGACUUCUGGGAUCUGCUGCUCCAUCACCGCAAGCCCAUUCUUUCCGUGGACUUCAAGGUACCGAUUGCGGAUGUGGUCUUUAGGCCGGAGGGCGAUCUGCUGGCCAUUGCCCUGAAAAACGGCGACACUCACAUCCUGACACUGGAUGAGUCCAUGCGACAGGCCACCGGCAAGGAGAAGGCACUCAUAGCCGCCAUGUUCGAGCGGGAGAUCGUGCGGUGUAAGCUGCUGGAGGCACGUUAUGAUGAGGUCAGGCUGAAGCGGAAAACCCUUCAAAUGGCCGAGGAGGAUCGCGUUCGAAAGCAGCAGCAAAUGGCGCCCACACUCCAACUGGAUCCCGACGAUCCCGAUCAGUUUGUGUUGAUGAUCGAGGGCGAUGAGGAGUUUCGCACGGCCAUCACCGAAUUCCAGGACAUCAUAUUCAGCGUGGAGAGGAAGCGCUCCAAGCGGCAGGUGAUCAUGGAGCGCACGGUCUUCGAGGAAUGGAAUCCGGCUGACGAGAAGCUCCAGGGUGAGCCCGUUGUAUACACUAAGCCCGAUCGCAAGGCUCAGACCUCGGUCAACUACGACAAGAGGAGCUCGGGCGAGCCAAGGAUUUCGCAAGGAUCUGUGAAGCCCCAGUAAAAAUAUGAACUAUAUUGGCUAGUUUGGUAUGCAGAGCAAAUUGAAAUAAAGUUAACAUUUAAAUACAAACUA
Messenger RNA from Drosophila yakuba, 2314 nucleotides. RefSeq names its product dynein intermediate chain 3, ciliary. Gene Ontology annotation, molecular function: dynein heavy chain binding; dynein light chain binding. The transcript has 2 exons. NCBI's taxonomy places the organism in Eukaryota, Metazoa, Arthropoda, Insecta, Diptera, Drosophilidae. Bases 287 to 2242 code for a protein of 651 amino acids. Gene Ontology annotation, cellular component: outer dynein arm. The record is from RefSeq and is a predicted model, not a curated record. Gene Ontology annotation, biological process: outer dynein arm assembly; cilium movement.